AUGUUCAACCCCUUCACGCCCCUUCUCCUCCUAGCAACAACCGCCCUCACCACCGCGGCCCUGACCCCGCCACCCGCCAUCCUCACCCCCUGGCAAAUCACCUCCCUAGGCACGCACUCCCCGUCCGGCCGCCCCGCGGGGCACCCCUACUCGCAGCUGGCCUUCUCCAUCCACGACCCCAACACCAUCACGGUGGGUACGACGCCGUACGGCAACGCGACCUUCCCGCCGCUGUCGGCCAACUGCACCGUGGUGUGGAUGUCGUACGGGCCGGACCCGCGCGAGGAAGGGUUGGUGACGGCGUGUGAUGAUGGGGGCCAGCUGAAGGGGCGGUGGACGUUUGAGGUGCUGGAGGGGGAGGGGGAAGGCGGGGGGUCGGCGACGGCGGAUUUUGGGUUGAGGGUGCGGUUGGAGGAGACGGUGGUGUUGGGGACGGGGGCGGCGAAGGAGAACGCGCCCGUGUUGGUGAAGCAGGAGUUGGAGGCGAUGGAGUGUGUGGUGGGGGAUUGUGAUAAGCAGUGGGAUGAGUGA
Messenger RNA from Chaetomium globosum CBS 148.51, 531 nucleotides. RefSeq lists its product as uncharacterized. Lineage: Eukaryota; Fungi; Ascomycota; Sordariomycetes; Sordariales; Chaetomiaceae. The coding region runs from base 1 to 531 and encodes 176 amino acids. The record is from RefSeq and is a predicted model, not a curated record. The transcript has 2 exons.